CAGCAGUCAAAAUCUCUCCCAUCACAUGGCUCCGCAUCCCAACAAGACGUAAACACCCCCACCUCCCCCUCCUCCUCUCUAAUCUUCCUCUCUGUCUGAAAUCCCAAGAGCAACAACUCUUUGUCUGCUUCUUCUUUCUGCAAUGGCCGUGAGAUCUCUUCAAAUUCCUUCCUCCUCUCAGCCUCUACCUCUUACCUCGGCAGUCUUCUUCUUAUUACUCCUCCAAUGGCGGAACUCCUCCACGGCCCUGCUGCUGAAACUCAAGAACCACCACGGCGGCCACAGCCACAGCAGCGGUCCCCUCUUCCAGUCCAACCGUUCCUCCUGCCAGAUGUUCACAGGCACCUGGGUUCGCGACGACUCCUACCCCAUGUACCAGUACUCCGACUGCCCCUUCAUAGACCCCGAGUUCAACUGCCAGCUCUACGGCCGCCCCGACUCCGGCUACCUCAAGUACCGCUGGAGACCCCUCAACUGCGAGCUCCCAAGGUUUAACGGGAAGGAGUUCUUGGAGAGGAUGAAAGGGAAGACGGUGAUGUUUGUCGGGGACUCACUGGGGAAGGACCAGUGGGAGUCUCUCAUCUGCUUGAUUGCUUCUUCAGCUCCUUCGACAUCCACCCAGAUGACAAGGGGUUUGCCACUCUCAACUCUCAAGUUCUUGGACUAUGGGCUCACGGUGUCAUUCUACAAGGCCCCGUAUUUGGUGGAUAUUGAUGCCAUCCAAGGCAAGAGAGUCCUGAGGCUUGAAGACGUCUCCAACAACGCGGACGUGUGGCGGUCUGCCGAUGUCCUCUCGUUCAACACAGGGCACUGGUGGACCCAUCAAGGAUCUCAACAAGGGUGGGAUCUAAUAGAAUCAGGCGGGACGUACUAUCAAGACAUGGACCGUUUGGUCGCUAUGGAGAGAGCUCUCAGAGCAUGGGCCAACUGGGCUGACUCCAAGGUUGACCGGACCCGCACCCAACUUUUCUUCCUCGCUAUCUCUCCCACUCACUACAACCCGAGCGACUGGAGCGCAGGGCCCACAGCUGCAACUACCAAGAACUGUUAUGGGGAGACAACGCCGAUGAGUGGGACCAUGUACCCAGGGGCGUAUCCUGAGCAGAUGAGAGUGGUCGAUGAAGUGCUCCGGGGCAUGAAGAGCCCUCCCUAUCUUCUCGACAUUACGCUGCUCUCAGCUCUUAGAAAAGACUGCCACCCUUCAGUGUACAGCGGAGAGUUGAGCCCAGAUCAGAGGGCAAAUCCCGGCCGCUCGGCUGAUUGCAGCCACUGGUGCCUACCAGGGCUGCCGGACACGUGGAACCAACUUCUCUACACAGCCAUGUUCUACUAACUUGGUCCGCUCCAUUUCAUGUUUUUGCUCUCUAACAUUGAUUCUUAGCUUCUGCCACAUUCAAGGCAAUAUAUAUGUUAUUAGUCCAUUCUUAUGGUGGCAGAGACAGCAGCUUCAGUUGAGAGAGGAUGCGGAAACUGCAAUUCCUCCAGUCAUUGUAACAUUUCAAAAACGGAGCUUCAUUUUUCUAAUGAUAGUUUAGCAGGUGCUUAUUGUUAUUUCUCA
Molecule: messenger RNA, 1558 nt
Organism: Punica granatum (pomegranate)
Lineage: Eukaryota; Viridiplantae; Streptophyta; Magnoliopsida; Myrtales; Lythraceae
Source: RefSeq, a predicted model, not a curated record